AAAAUGAAAGAAAAAGUUUAUAGCUUGGAACGAAUGGAGGUUAAAGCCAACGGCGACGAUACACAAUCGUCGGUAACAAUUGAACGUUGCAAUAAAGAGAGUGGGAAAACUGAUGAAAACGAACGUGCAAAUUGGUCAAAUGGACUUGAGUUUUUAAUGUCCUGCAUAUCCAUGUCGGUCGGACUGGGCAACGUGUGGCGAUUUCCUUUUACCGCAUAUGAAAAUGGUGGAGGCGCCUUCCUAAUACCCUACAUAAUUGUCCUAAUUGUCAUAGGUAAACCCAUGUAUUAUCUAGAAAUGUGCCUGGGACAAUUUACCAGCAAAGGUUCCGUCAAAAUUUGGUCUAUUUGUCCUGCGUUUUUAGGUGUAGGAUAUGGCCAGGCUGUGGGUACAAUGUGCAUUAUAACCUAUUAUUCAUCGCUCAUCGCUCUAACUCUUUAUUAUAUGGGAAUAUCAUUUCAAUCAGUAUUACCAUGGACUUUCUGUCGUGAUAGUUGGGAGGAAGCCUGUGUAGACUCAUUACCCAAGGAUCAAAUGCCAAAUACGACAAGGAAGCUACAAAGUAGUUCAGAAUUGUACUUUGUCAAAGAAGUUGUUAAAGAGAAAAAUCAAAUUGAUGAUGGCAUAGGAUUACCGGAUGUGAAUUUAACUAUUUGCCUAUUUGUCUCGUGGGUUAUCAUUUUCUUGGUUAUACGACGUGGUGUGAAAAGUUCCGGUAAAGCAGCUUACUUUCUGGCUAUUUUUCCCUAUGUGGUCCUAAUUGCUCUACUAGUCCGUAGCGUAACUUUGGAGGGAGCCAAAGAUGGUAUUUUAUUUUUCCUCAAGCCAAACUGGAGUGAAUUGCUUAAUCUAAAAGUAUGGAAGGAGGCUGUUGUCCAGUGUUUCUUCUCCCUGGCAGUUGGCCUUGGACCAGUUAUUAUGUUUUCCUCCUAUAACAGAUUUGAUCACAAUAUUUAUAGAGACGCAUUAAUUGUCACUGGUUUGGAUACGAUAACAAGUUUGAUAGCAGGGAUAACAAUUUUCGGAAUUCUUGGAAAUUUGGCUCACAACCUCGGCAUAGCAGAUAUUAAAGAGGUGGUAAAGGGUGGAACAGGGCUAGCGUUUAUAUCAUAUCCAGAUGCUAUAGCGAAAUUUCAGGCCGUACCACAAGUCUUCGCCGUAUUAUUCUUCUUCAUGUUGUUUGUAUUGGGCGUUGGCUCCAUAGUAGCCUUACAGAGCGCGAUUGUAACGAUCAUUUGUGAUCAAUUCAAAUCUAUUCAGUUCUGGAUUGUAGCUCUAAUAACAUCCAUUUGCGGCUUCCUAUUGGGCUUAGUUUAUAUAACGCCGGGAGGACAAUGGAUAUUAAAUUUAGUAGAUUUUUAUGGUGGCACUUAUGUGAUAUUUGUCCUGGCUAUAUUCCAGUUAGUGGGCAUUGUUUGGCUAUAUGGUUUACAGAAUCUUUGUGAUGACAUUGAAUUCAUGACUCAUAGAAAGGUUACAAUCUAUUGGCGGUUGUGUUGGUCAUUUCUAACACCAGUAAUGAUGCUAAUUAUAUUCAUUUAUUCUAUGUUAAAUAUUGAAGCUCUUACGUACAGAGGAUAUGUUUAUCCAAAAUCGGCUGAGGUGGCUGGAUGGAUACUCUUUGCGAUAGGCUUAUCUCAAUUCCCUUUAUGGGCGUUAUGGUAUAUUCAAUCCCAUUACCAAAACAGUAUUACAACAACUAUUAAAGCUACUUUAACUCCUAGCGGCAAAUGGGGCCCAACCAAUUCAGAGACAAGGGCUAAAUGGUGCGAGUUUAAAAGCAAAUUGACGGAAGAGCGCCUUCGGCAAGCAAGCAGCAAAAAAAUGGGUUUCUUUUGGCAAAAAAUCUAUAAUAUAUUUGAUUUAAAAAAUUAAUUAAUUUAAAUAACACGAUAUAGUAAAGAUUUCUCCCUAAUAUUAGAUAAAAUAUAUGAGAUGUAAAGUUUGUUAAUAGCAAUAGUAAAAA
This is a messenger RNA of Glossina fuscipes, 1966 nucleotides long. RefSeq names its product sodium-dependent nutrient amino acid transporter 1-like. Bases 4 to 1875 code for a protein of 623 amino acids. Gene Ontology annotation, molecular function: L-amino acid transmembrane transporter activity. The transcript has 11 exons. NCBI's taxonomy places the organism in Eukaryota, Metazoa, Arthropoda, Insecta, Diptera, Glossinidae. Gene Ontology annotation, cellular component: membrane. The record is from RefSeq and is a predicted model, not a curated record. Gene Ontology annotation, biological process: sodium ion transmembrane transport.